Molecule: messenger RNA, 369 nt
Organism: Darwinula stevensoni
Lineage: Eukaryota; Metazoa; Arthropoda; Ostracoda; Podocopida; Darwinulidae
Source: the annotation of a GenBank genome assembly
AUGCUGGGAUUGCUGACCUUUUUGGACUUUCAUGGUGAUCUUGGAGAUGGGCAGGAAGAAUGUCAAAUCAUAGAUGCUUUCUUCUGGAAAGGGGUUCUACAGAAAGUCAACAUUUCAAGACCCCAGGAAGAAAGGAAGAAAGAUCUGUUGGACUGGACUACACUCAGGAACACACAAACCUUGCUACCCAGAAGAGAGGCAAAAGGACCAGAGGAAAAGAAGAAACCAAGAAGAAGAAUGGAAUUGAUGAAUGAUGAGAUUCAUCAACAUGGGAGUGAGAUGAUUCCCAUCCCCACACCAGGAGAGGAAUACACAUCUUCUAAGACUUUAGCCUACCCAUACAAAUUCUUUUCCACUUCAGAAAGCUAG